AUGCGCUUCGAGUACUCUAGCUUGGCACUUUUUGCCGGGAUUUCUUGGGCAGCUUCUUUGCCAAACACUACAAGCUUCGAGCGGGAGACGCGCAGCCUCGAUGAAAUCUACCAGGCAGCUUUGGCAGAAGGUGGUGUUGUCACUCUUUGGCAUGGCGGCGAUGAGAAGACUCAGCAGAACAGUCUGAAAAGUGCUUUUGAGGCACGGUUCCCUAACAUGACACUCAAUGUCACCGUCGACCUGUCGAAGUACCAUGAUGUCAACCUUGACGCACAACUGGCUGCGGACAAUGUUUACGUCGACAGCAUCAUCCUGCAGACGCUUCACGACUACCCACGAUGGAAGAAGCAGGGCGCUUUGAUGAACUACGCUCCAUUGAACUUCGACAAGAUCUAUUCUGUGUUCAAGGACGCCGAAGCGGCUUACAGUGGACUGCUUAUCUUUGACUGGGGCAUUUCUGCCAACAUGAACAAGACAAGCACGAUGCCGACUUCGUACCAAGACUUCACGAAGCCUGAGUACAAGGACAAGAUCGUUCUGACCUACCCCAACGACGAUGAUGCCGUCUUGUACCAGUUCGAACUGAUUAUCGAAGAGCUCGGUGAGGAAUGGUUCGACGCCCUACUCGCCAACAACCCCCGCUGGGUACGUGGUACGGCGACUCCCGGCACGCUCAUCAAGGCUGCCAACAGCAGCAGCGCGGUGACCUUUAGCUCCGGUUUCUCAUUCGCAGACCGACCACCAGUCAAGUACGCGCUCCCCAGCGACGCGAAAUUCGUCUCUUGGGCUCAGACCGGCGCCAUCUUGAAGAAAGCCCCCCACCCUGAAGGCGCAAAACUGCUCCAUAGCUUCAUGCUCAACGACGAGAACCAAUCUAGCCGUGGCUGGAGCGUCCGUGAGGACAUCGCAGCACCAGAAGGUGCCGAGACGAUCCUGCAGCAGCCCGGUACAGACGCGCCUGCGUUUGCUGAGUUCAUGGCAGACCGUGGUCAUGUUGAGAGGCGGAGGGACUUUUAUGAAGUUAGGAUUGGUACCGCACAGGGCCUUAGUCCGCUCAUUGACGACUUGCUCUUCAACAACCCCGCGCUUUCCGACGUCAAGAUCAAGCAAAUACACAAGGGCCAGACGCGCGAAUACUAUGCGCAUAAGGCAGUGCUAUGUCUAGAGUCGAAGUACUUUCUCAACGCCUUCACCGGUCACUUCAAGGAAGCAACAGAAAGCGUUAUGGAACUGCACGAAGACAAUCCCGAGCACUUUGAGUUCUUUCUCAAGUUCAUCUACACCAGCGAGUACGACAAACACGAGAUCGCGAAGCUCGCAGGCGACGACAAGAUCAAACGGGUUCUUGUUCCAAUCGGCGUGCGCGCCAUCGCUGACAAAUAUGACGUCGCGAAGCUCUACGAGCCAGCUGCGGAAGACGUGAAGGCUGUACUCGUGGAAGCUGCCAAAGACAAAGAGAUGCUUAUCACUGCAAUCCACGCUCACUACGGUACCGAGGUCAAUGUUGAUGGGGCUAUGGGACGUCUCAUAACUUCCGUGGUCUUCGAAAAGCACCAAGACCUUGUCCGGACGAAAGAUUUCGAACAGUUGCUGCUUGCGCAUCCCACCUUCGCCGCAGACGUUGCGCUAAACUUACAGCGUAACGCACUAUCUGGAUUAACAGCUGGUUGGUGUAUCGGCUGCCAGGCCAAUCAGAACAUUGACGCAGCCGGUAUGCGCAAGGCGGGUUGCACAUACUUCUAUUGCCCGAAUUGCAGCAGGCAAUGCCCUCUUCCAGCUGUCGGUUAA
Molecule: messenger RNA, 1788 nt
Organism: Alternaria hordeiaustralica
Lineage: Eukaryota; Fungi; Ascomycota; Dothideomycetes; Pleosporales; Pleosporaceae
Exons: 5
Coding region: 1-1788 (595 amino acids)
Molecular function (GO): protein binding
Source: RefSeq, a predicted model, not a curated record